This is a messenger RNA of Chrysemys picta bellii (western painted turtle), 2120 nucleotides long. It is a transcript of the gene ZMPSTE24, whose product is annotated as zinc metallopeptidase STE24. Gene Ontology annotation, biological process: CAAX-box protein processing. NCBI's taxonomy places the organism in Eukaryota, Metazoa, Chordata, Testudines, Emydidae. Gene Ontology annotation, molecular function: metalloendopeptidase activity. The record is from RefSeq and is a predicted model, not a curated record. Gene Ontology annotation, cellular component: endoplasmic reticulum membrane.
GAGUGGGGGGAGGGGUUGCAGUGACGCCGGGCCGGAAGUCGGCAAGGACACGAGGUGGCAGUGGUUGCGAGUGGGGCGGUCCGCCAUGGCGUUGCCGUUGCUGGGGGAGCUCUGGGAUGAGCUGCCCGUGGAGAAGCGGAUCUUCUGCUCCGUGCUGCUCUUCUCCUGGGCUGUGUACCUGUGGGAAGCCUUCCUGGCGCGUCGGCAGAGGAAGGUAUAUAGAACAACAACACAUGUCCCAUGGGAAUUAGGACAGAUCAUGGAUUCGGAAACCUUUGAAAAAUCUCGUUUGUAUCAACUGGACAAAAGUACUUUCAGUUUUUGGUCGGGCCUGUAUUCGGAGCUAGAGGGCACUUUGAUUCUUCUCUGUGGAGGAAUUCCUUUCCUUUGGAAUGUAUCUGGACAAAUCUCUGGUCGUGCUGGUUUUGAACCAGAAUACGAGAUCGCUCAGUCAUUGGUGUUCCUGCUGCUUGCUACACUCUUCAGUGCGGUGACUGGCCUACCAUGGAGUCUAUAUAAUACCUUUGUCAUAGAGGAGAAACAUGGCUUCAAUCAGCAGACACUGGGAUUUUUUUUUAAGGAUGCCAUCAAGAAGUUUAUCGUGACUCAGUGUAUUCUGUUGCCUGUGACCUCUCUUCUGCUUUACAUUAUUAAAAUAGGGGGAGACUACUUCUUCAUUUAUGCCUGGCUGUUCACAUUAGUUGUUUCCUUGGUUCUUGUCACAAUAUAUGCAGACUACAUUGCCCCUCUGUUUGAUAAAUUCAUUCCACUUCCUGAGGGAGAGCUCAAACAAGCAAUUGAAAUGAUGGCAAAAAGUAUUGACUUUCCUUUGACUAAGGUCUAUGUUGUAGAAGGUUCCAAGCGUUCCUCCCAUAGCAAUGCUUAUUUCUAUGGCUUCUUCAAGAAUAAACGGAUAGUGUUGUUUGACACCCUCCUGGAAGAUUACUCUGCACUGAACAAAGAACACCCAGAAGGAGAAGACGGUGAAGAUGAUGACACAAAGUCCAAAGUCAAAAAUAAGAAGCAAGGAUGCAAAAAUGAAGAAGUUUUGGCAGUGCUUGGCCAUGAACUGGGUCACUGGAAGCUAGGUCACACUAUCAAAAAUAUUGUCAUCAGCCAGAUGAACUCCUUCCUCUGCUUCUUUUUGUUUGCAGUAUUAAUUGGUCAGAAAGAACUCUUCGCUGCAUUUGGUUUCUAUGAGACUCAGCCCACCCUGAUAGGACUGAUGAUUAUUUUCCAAUUCAUUUUUUCACCUUAUAAUGAGGUUCUCUCCUUUUGCUUGACUGUGUUGAGCCGACGAUUUGAGUUUCAAGCUGAUGCAUUUGCCAAGGAGCUUGGGAAGGCUAAAGACCUAUACUCUGCUCUGAUCAAAUUAAACAAAGAUAAUUUGGGAUUUCCUGUUUCUGACUGGAUAUUUUCAAUGUGGCAUUAUUCCCACCCUCCCCUGUUAGAAAGACUUCAAGCCUUGAAGGAUGCAAAGCAAGACUGACUGGAAUCAUUGUUGGUUCAGAGACCGUGCUUCCAUCUCAGAAGCAAAAUUCAGAGCUGUUUUUUAUUUUUUUAAAGUAAUCCUUCCAGUGUUCCCUGAUCUGAAUGCAGUUAGCUUCUGAAAUGUGUGUUAAAUUUACUGAACUGAAUUUUUAAGAAAAUAACUUGUGGGACUGAAUUUGGAGAAUAUAUUGUAUAAAGGCUUUUCCUUUUCACUAAAUUUUAUCUUUAAAUGACAGAACACUUCGAGGGAAAGCAAUUCCCCUUGUCCCCAGAAGCAAACACCCCUUGAGUUUGUGUAAAUUUUGAAUGUGGCUUUUGACAUUUUGACAAUUUCUCAGUUUUUUGUAAAGUGAACUGUAGCUUUUCGCCCUCAUCAGUUUGAUUGGCGGCACUGUGCUCCUAAUUCACAGUGAAAAAGGUUUGGGUGACUUAACUCCUCAUGUGACAAAUGCUUAUGCUAGUUAAUCACUGUUCAAAUGUAUUUAAAAAGUGGCUGUAUUGGAUAGAAGGCUCACCUUUUCCAUGGAUUCAAAUUCCUGUGUGCAAUGAAUGAAAAAGCUACUUUCAUAGGUAUAAUAAAACUGCCUCGUCUUUCAAUGGAGGAAUAACAAUAAAUUCCAUCUCCAGAA